CGGACGUGGCAGUGUGGCAGCAAACAAAGGCGGCCCGCUGCGCGGUGAUACCCACACUUACCCUCCAUCAAACGGACAGUCAUCUCGCUUUGGUUCAGGCGUUGCCACCUCAGAGGGCCGCACCGGCCACCGCGCCGGCAUGAUCUUCCCCCUGCUGCUGGCCAUCUCGCGGCGCCUGGCCGCACUCAUCCCCACGGCGCUCAUGUCCCUCGUGGCCAUCGCCGCCAUGCUGGUGUUCGCCAAGAAGGCCUUCCUCAUGUCGGCCGCCGCCCUGGCCGUCGCGCUGUACGACUCGUACCGCGCGCGGAAGAAGCAGAAGCAGAGCUACGCGUACCACGAAGCCAUCGAGCCCAUCCAGUUCACGGAGGUGCACUUCAAGCCCGCCCCGCCGUCGUACUCCAAGUACUCGUCCAAGGCGUCGCCCUACGGCUACUCCUACAAGCGGCCCAGCAGCUACGACGUGCCGCUACACGCGGGGGCGUCGUCCUACUACCGCCGCCAGCCCAUCACGAGCUACUCGUCCAAGCCCUACGACUCGUACGCCAAGCCCUACGACGCCUACUCCUCGCCGUCGCAGUCCCUGGACGGCGGCGCGCCCAGCGGCGGGGACGCGGCGGGGGACAGGGACAGCUACGAGGUGGUCGACGACUACCGGCCGCUGGGCGGCGGGCCCGCCUACGUGGGGGACGCGAGCACGCAGCAGGAGGCGUUCUCGCCGCUCUAUCCGAACCACCAGCAGCCGCAGCAGCAGGAGGCGGCCAGCCAGGAGUCCGUGCAGUCCGCCCCCGCCGCCUCUCUGCUGACUCCCGUCAAAUAA
This is a messenger RNA of Thrips palmi, 817 nucleotides long. RefSeq lists its product as uncharacterized. The transcript has 5 exons. Lineage: Eukaryota; Metazoa; Arthropoda; Insecta; Thysanoptera; Thripidae. Bases 140 to 817 code for a protein of 225 amino acids. The record is from RefSeq and is a predicted model, not a curated record.